GGCGGCAGGGCGGCCAUGACUGCGGAGCAGGCGCUGCCCCUGGGCAACGGGAAGGCGGCCGAAGAGGCGCGGGGGUCCGAGGCACUGGGUGGCGGCGGCGGGGGCGCGGCGGGGACGCGCGAGGCGCGCGACAAGGCUGUCCACGAGCGCGGCCACUGGAACAACAAGGUGGAGUUCGUGCUGAGCGUAGCGGGCGAGAUCAUCGGGCUAGGCAACGUGUGGCGCUUCCCCUACCUGUGCUACAAAAACGGUGGAGGGGCGUUCCUGAUACCCUAUGUGGUGUUUUUCAUCUGCUGUGGAAUCCCUGUCUUCUUCCUGGAAACAGCUCUGGGGCAGUUCACAAGUGAAGGUGGCAUUACCUGCUGGAGGAGAGUCUGCCCUUUGUUUGAAGGCAUUGGCUACGCAACACAGGUGAUCGAGGCUCACCUCAAUGUCUAUUACAUCAUCAUCCUGGCAUGGGCCAUCUUCUACCUAAGCAAUUGCUUCACCACCGAGCUCCCCUGGGCCACCUGUGGGCAUGAGUGGAACACAGAGAAAUGUGUGGAGUUCCAGAAGCUGAAUGUCAGCAACUACAGUCACGUGUCCCUGCAGAAUGCCACCUCCCCGGUCAUGGAAUUCUGGGAACGCCGGGUCCUAGCUAUAUCUGAUGGUAUCGAGCACAUUGGGAACCUCCGUUGGGAGCUGGCAUUGUGUCUCCUGGCGGCCUGGACCAUCUGCUACUUCUGCAUCUGGAAGGGUACCAAGUCGACUGGGAAGGUUGUGUAUGUCACUGCAACCUUCCCCUACAUCAUGCUGUUGAUCCUCCUAAUCCGAGGUGUCACGUUGCCAGGCGCCUCUGAAGGCAUCAAGUUCUACCUGUACCCUGACCUCUCCCGGCUCUCUGAUCCACAGGUAUGGGUGGACGCUGGGACACAGAUCUUUUUCUCCUACGCCAUCUGCCUGGGUUGCCUGACCGCUCUGGGGAGUUACAACAACUAUAACAACAACUGCUACAGGGACUGUAUCAUGCUCUGCUGUCUGAACAGCGGCACCAGUUUCGUGGCUGGGUUCGCCAUCUUCUCAGUCCUGGGCUUCAUGGCAUAUGAGCAGGGAGUGCCUAUUGCUGAGGUGGCAGAGUCAGGUCCUGGACUGGCUUUCAUCGCCUACCCCAAGGCUGUCACCAUGAUGCCCCUCUCCCCAUUGUGGGCUACCUUGUUCUUCAUGAUGCUCAUCUUCCUGGGCCUGGACAGCCAGUUCGUGUGUGUGGAGAGCCUUGUGACUGCUGUGGUUGACAUGUACCCCAAGGUCUUCCGGCGGGGCUACCGGCGAGAACUGCUCAUCCUGGCCCUGUCCAUUAUCUCUUAUUUCCUAGGCCUGGUGAUGUUGACAGAGGGAGGCAUGUACAUCUUCCAGCUUUUUGACUCCUACGCUGCCAGUGGCAUGUGCUUGCUCUUCGUGGCCAUCUUUGAGUGUGUCUGCAUUGGCUGGGUAUAUGGAAGCAACCGGUUCUAUGACAACAUCGAGGACAUGAUUGGCUACCGACCACUGUCACUUAUCAAAUGGUGCUGGAAAGUUGUGACCCCUGGGAUCUGCGCGGGCAUCUUCAUCUUCUUCCUGGUCAAGUACAAGCCCCUCAAGUACAACAAUGUGUACACAUACCCAGCUUGGGGCUACGGCAUCGGUUGGCUCAUGGCCCUAUCCUCCAUGCUAUGCAUCCCACUCUGGAUCUUCAUCAAGAUGUGGAAGACAGAGGGCACCCUGCCUGAGAAAUUACAGAAGUUGACAGUCCCCAGCGCUGAUCUGAAAAUGCGGGGCAAGCUUGGGGCCAGCCCACGGACGGUGACCGUUAAUGACUGUGAGGCCAAGGUCAAGGGUGACGGCACCAUCUCUGCCAUCACAGAGAAGGAGACACACUUCUGAUUCCCCACCAGCCAGUUGGAUCCUUCUCCACCAUUCCUUCCGUGCUUGUAAAUGAAUCCUGAACCUUGUACUUCACCUAAUGUUAGGGGCUUGCUCGUCUGCACAGGACUAUUAACAAGUUAACUCCCAGCCGGCCACUGUGUGCCCUGUACCCUUGCCUCACUCCUGUGAUCACGGGUGUAUCCACCUUACCAAGAUAAUUCUGUACAGUGACUAGCAGAUCCUGGCCUAGGGUGGCUCAACCCAUGUUUUCUAGAGUCCUUGUAUUAUAUUGUCAACCUUUAUGCUGUGGGCAGGUGGAGUAAGGGAAUGGUUCCUAUCCACCUCUGGUUUUUAGUCAUUCCUGACUUUGUCUCUGAGUUUCUCUGGCCACCCUCCUCUGUAGCCUAGGGACAGUUUGUUUUGUUCUGUUAUUUUCUUUUUUGUCUUCCCCAUUUCCAAUGGCAGGACUUCCACAUGUCAAAGUUGCAAGACGUUGAAGAAAACAGCCCACCAUCCUCAGGGCUCCUGAGUAAUCAGGAGUGGACAACUGUCUCAUCCAGUGACUAUAACUACUCCCUUUUUUCCCUGUGGCUCAAUUUCGCCAUCUUCCAGAUUAAGGGAAGGAAUAGAGUGGAGUCUUCCCCUUGAAGCAGGGAAAGAUUCCUUGCCUCACUGCCUUGAACGGCUGCUUUGAUCUUGAUCUGCAGAGACUUGCAGGCCUCUUCUCUGGCCCUCUUUGCUAUGACCACCCCACCCCCAACUCAAACUCCACACACACACAAACUAUGUUGGGAAAGUUUGUUUCCCUAACAAAUGGAGUUUUACUUGGCCCUGAUCCCUGGAGACCAGCCUAUCCCCAGAACCCGUGGCAGGGGUCCCACCAUCCGUGUAGCCUUCUUGGCUAUCAAUCUGUCCCUCCUUCUUAGGUAGGGAUGGUUAGAAGGCAACCACCUCUUCUUGCAGCUGCUUGGCCAGGAUCUGGGGCUUAGGAUCUAUGGCCAUCCCUGCAGGGGAGCUACAGUGAGGCCUAGGGCUGGAUUCUACCCACAGACCCUCCUUAUACAACCCCUUCUCUCCUCUUGUCCCCUGCCCUAUUCUUUACCUUCCUGCCACCCCCUGCAGAUCCUGCGGGCAGACAUCUUAUUCUGGAGCUGUCCCAUCUGCCUGGGUGUGAGGAGCCUUCACUUACCAGAGGGAGGAACUGGGCGCCCAUCCCUCAGGCUUUUCCUUGAAAAUGGAGAGCAGAUGUGGUCCCCAGGGGGAGACUGGUGCUGUGUCCUCCUUCCUGGCUCAGACCUCUUGUACUGACCUCUCUCUUCCUCAUCUGCUGGGUUUUCCAGCUGCUUUGUUUGCCCAGCUAUUGGGGGAUGAGAUAUGGAGGGAGGGGUGUCCUUUCCCUCUUCCUGUAGUUUCCUGCAUUUGUCUAGUGGAAAGGUGAGGUUUCUUCAAACUAAGGCUCCGGUGUCCUGUCAAAGACAUGAGUGCUCCAUUUCCACAAAGCUUCUCGACUCUUGGCCAUUCUGCCCAGCACCCCACACCUCUUCCUAAAACCUGAGAUGGCUGAGCCAGUGCCCAGCAUUCCCCCAGCUAACUGGGCACUUGUCCAAGGCACCCUCCCCCAGUGGCUAACAAACAGGCCAGGAAUUCUUUCUGGGAAGGCCAGCAUCAUACUGAAGAUGACCUGUGGGACUGGUUCUCAACUACUGUCCCCCACCACCCCUGAGGAGGGAGGCCGCCCAUUGCUGCUAUUGCUCCUCACCAACUCCCUCAUGGACAGAUAGAUGGACAGAUCCCUAAUGCCUGUCACAGACACACGUGUUGUACAUGUGGCCCUUAACACUUGACACUCUUAACACUACUCAUGGGUUAGGAUAGAGGGAGGCUUGUGGUUUGGGGGUUAUAUUUUUGUUUUGUUUUGUUUUGUAAUUUCAUACUAGUAUUUGGGUAACUGUAGGGAGGAGGGGAGGGAAAGAGGGAGCAAGGGGACAUGUCAUUGUGACAACUUUUUUGAUAUUCAUUAGAAAUGAUACAAUAUAUCCUUUCUGAGAUAUUUACAGUAUUAUUAAAAAUGAAAAGGGUUGGACUGUUUUACAUAACAAACUUUUUAUUGGUAACCCAAAGAGCACAAGAUUGUCUGUCUGCUCCUUUUUAAAAAUUAAAAGACGUGGAUCAAC
Mesocricetus auratus (golden hamster) is the source of this 4055-nucleotide messenger RNA. RefSeq names its product solute carrier family 6 member 11 (gene Slc6a11). Gene Ontology annotation, cellular component: plasma membrane. The coding region runs from base 16 to 1899 and encodes 627 amino acids. The transcript has 14 exons. Lineage: Eukaryota; Metazoa; Chordata; Mammalia; Rodentia; Cricetidae. Gene Ontology annotation, biological process: neurotransmitter transport; sodium ion transmembrane transport. Gene Ontology annotation, molecular function: gamma-aminobutyric acid:sodium:chloride symporter activity. The record is from RefSeq and is a predicted model, not a curated record.